Molecule: messenger RNA, 1734 nt
Organism: Penicillium mononematosum
Lineage: Eukaryota; Fungi; Ascomycota; Eurotiomycetes; Eurotiales; Aspergillaceae
Exons: 4
Coding region: 1-1734 (577 amino acids)
Biological process (GO): regulatory ncRNA-mediated heterochromatin formation
Cellular component (GO): nucleus
Molecular function (GO): siRNA binding
Source: RefSeq, a predicted model, not a curated record
AUGAAUGGCAUGCGAGAAGAUCUCCUUCCCGACGACAUCGUCUUCCCCGAAGAGCUGCUGGAGCUUGGAUUCGUCAUCACCAAAAAUGACAAGAUCCGGUGUGUCGCCGCCCCGGACCAGGGCCCUCGUUACAAGGUCAACCGAAGUGACCGCAUUAACAAGGUCCACAUUGAGACACUUCAUAAGGCGAUUCGUGGCAUCAUCAUUGACCGGCUCCUGGGAAUGGGCAUGCAUUUCAUGAAAAUCCCCAAAGGCAGCGAGAAGCAGGCUCCUAUCUUGGUGUCGGGCAACAUUGACACUGCGCCUCGAGUUGUUGUUUUCAUCGGCGAGAUUAUCGAGGACCUGGGCAUAUUCUCCUACCGUGACGUUUGCGACGACGGCAUUUCUUUCGGUUCGAUCAUAGGCUUUGCAAAGGGUCUGCUUGGCGAAAAUGCUCGGGAUUCGCCCAAUGCUCUCAUACUUGCGAACGCCGGCCAGGACGUUUGGUACAAUGCAGGUUGGUCCCCAAUGACCGCUGAAAGUUAUCAUGCUCAACACCGCGCCUCUGCCGUGGUCCGCAAACGUCCACUGAGUGGUCGUAACGAUGUGAUCGGCAACCGCUCCAUCGAUGAGCAUGUCCAGAACAUCUUCGAACAAGUCUUGUUGCGCAGCGGCUUCCGAGUCGGUGCCAGAAUCGACAUCAUUGGCCAGUCUGAGGGCGGCAGUGCUGCCAUGACAUAUCUGAAGAACCACUGGAGUUUCUGGGCGCCCCAUAUCUCCUCCCUCUCAAUGAUCAACCCUGAGAUGAUUCUCAACACGGGCAUCAAGGCUGCUGACCUGAAGUUUCCGGAGUCAUUUGCCUGGUUCAUGAAAUACCGCUGCCGUGGCUGGAUCAUCUGUGACAAGCCGAUUGGCACACGUGUGCCCGAUCUCCACCUCCCGUACGCUUACAACACAUACUCCUCUGGCGAAGGCACAAAGUCGUCAGGCAUGGUCACUCGCGGUGUGGGACACAUCUUGACAUGGAUGAAUAUGAUGCAUUACUCCCCGAUGGCGAUAGAGAAGUUUGAGGUGGCCCCUGGAGAGCCCGAUCCCAACAUGGAAGCUGAGCUCGCAUCACUGAUCAACAACGGGAUUAUUCAAAUUCCUGGUGGCAAGGUUGAAAUACACAGCUUAGAAACCAAGGACCAGAUUAAAGGCUGCGUGUCCGGUGUCGCGUUCACCGAUGACAUGUAUACCUUUUUCAAAGAAAAUUUGUAUCCCGUUGCCGAAGAUGACAACAAAAGCGAUAAUGGCAGUGAAUGUUCGGUCGUUAACUCGAUAAACGAUGACGCGUUUGACGCUCUUCGUGAUUCUCUUCCUGGCGUGUUUCCCGCCGGGACUACUCUUCCCAACACUCUCCCCGCCGAGACUCCAGACGCUCCAGACGUGCUUCCCCACGUCCUUCCUGCCGAAGUUACUGGCACUGCCGACAUUCUUCCUGCCGAGCCUGACGCUCCUGCCACCAUCGACGUAGUUGCCGGCUCUUCUCCCAACGUUUCUCUCGGCACUUCGCCGAACGCUUCUCCUGACGCUCUUCGCGUCCCUAGUGUUCUUCCUCCUGUCAGUAGCAUCCCUGAUGUUCUUCCUGACGUUUAUGCUGACUCUUUUUCUGUUCCGGAAAGUCCAAUUUACUUUGACGAUGUGAACGUUGGCAGGGCUGGGCCAUACGACCUCAGUGACCUGCAAGACAUCCGGGAGGAAGAAGAAGAGUGA